Messenger RNA from Oncorhynchus nerka (sockeye salmon), 1029 nucleotides. RefSeq names its product complement C1q-like protein 4. Gene Ontology annotation, molecular function: protein binding. The transcript is spliced from 2 exons. Lineage: Eukaryota; Metazoa; Chordata; Actinopteri; Salmoniformes; Salmonidae. The coding region runs from base 1 to 741 and encodes 246 amino acids. The record is from RefSeq and is a predicted model, not a curated record.
AUGGGCGUGGCCAUGGUUCUACUCCUCCUGAUAGCCAUCCCCCUAUUGGUUCACACCAUGAAAGGGGGAGAAGCUAGCCAAGGAAGUGGCGGUGAGGGGACCCAUUAUGAGAUGCUGGGGAGCUGCAGAAUGGUCUGCGACACAUAUAGUACUGCCCAACCAGGCCAGGAGCUGACAGCCAUGUCCCCUCAACCGGAAUACCCCGGGCGGAAGAAAACGGGGUACCGCGGGGUCCCUGGGAUCCCUGGUCCUCCAGGCGCCCGAGGACCCCCUGGGGAAUCAGGCAAGCCAGGGCCACAGGGGCCUCCCGGCCCUGGACCUAACGGUUACUCCCCCUCCUACAGCCCCAAAAUCGCCUUUUAUGCAGGGCUAAGGAAACAGCACGAGGGCAGCGAGGUGUUGAAGUUUGAUGAUGUGGUAACCAAUGUAGGGAACUACUAUGAGCCAAGUACUGGGAAGUUCACCUGUCCUCUACCUGGUAUCUACUUCUUCACCUACCAUGUUCUGAUGAGGGGCGGAGAUGGGACCAGCAUGUGGGCUGACCUGAAGAAGAACGGACAGGUGAGGGCCAGUGCCAUCGCCCAGGAUGCGGACCAGAACUAUGACUAUGCGUCUAACAGUGUGAUCCUGCAUCUAGACGUGGGGGACGAGGUGUGUGUACAGCUGGACGGGGGGAAGGUCCAUGGAGGAAACACCAACAAAUACAGCACCUUCUCUGGGUUCCUCAUCUACCCUGACUGACUGAAUUGACCAACUUGACCGACUGGACUGACUGACCUUCACAACUUUAAAAAGACAAGAGAGGCUGUGGGCGGACUGCAGGAGCUGAAGUCAACACAGACAGAUGCAGACAAACACACAUAUACUCAUAUACACACAUAUACACACACAAACAGUACACACAAACAUACAUAAAAAACGUGCAUACAUACAGUGCCAGUCAAAAGUUUGGACACACCUACUCAUUCAAGGGUUUUUCUUUAUUUGUACUAUUUUCUAAAUUGUAGAAUAAUAGUGAGACAUGAAAAU